CAGUUCCGCGCUUACAUUUGUGGGAGCUUCUAGUCAGUCCAUGCUUCGGAGAGCAGCAUCAGCACUGCUGAAAACCAGCACUGAGCUUACCACCCUCCUCUCUGUGCCUCCUACCCCGAAGCCCCUCUUUAGUUUCCUUCUUAUCAGGCCGUUCUCCCUCUCGGUCUGCUUGCGUAAGAAGAAGAAGCAGAAUAGUCUUUGGUUGCAGUUGUCUGAAGGACAAAAGAUGGAUAGUAAUAUCGAAGAGGUGCUGGCUCCCUUGAGGCAAUCUGUGAAGGAACAGGGCGAAUUGGUUCGUCAGAUGAAGGCCGAUGGGGUUCCUGAUGUGGAUGUUGCCAAAGCAGUGGCGGAAUUGAAGGCGCGGAAAAGAACCCUGGAAGCCAAGGAACUUUCCCUUCAGCCCAAAGAUGAUAUUGUGGACAGAACAAAGAUGGAAGAUACUCUGAAGAGGCGUUUCUUUUAUGACCAGGCUUUCUCCAUCUAUGGUGGUGUAAGUGGGCUGUAUGACUUUGGGCCCGUCGGCUGUGCUCUGAAGAACAACAUCCUGCAGGCAUGGAGGCAACACUUCAUCCAGGAGGAGCAGAUCCUGGAGAUCGACUGCACCAUGCUCACCCCCGAGACUGUCCUCAAGACCUCUGGGCACGUGGACAAGUUUGCUGACUACAUGGUGAAGGACGUCAAGAAUGGGGAGUGCUUCCGUGCUGACCAUCUUCUGAAAGCGCAUCUCCAGAAGCUGAUGUCUGACAAGAAAUGUGCUGCAGAGAAGAAGGCUGAAAUGGAUGAUGUCAUCACCCAGAUGGACAAUUACACUCAGCAGGAGUUGACAGAUCUGUUUGUCAAAUACAACGUGAAGUCUCCGAUCACAGGAAAUGACCUCACACCUCCAAUGUUAUUCAAUCUGAUGUUCCAGACCUCUAUUGGCCCUGGAGGAAACAUGACCGGCUACUUGAGGCCAGAAACUGCUCAGGGAAUCUUCCUCAACUUCAAGCGUCUGCUGGAGUUUAACCAGGGCAAGCUACCGUUCGCUGCUGCUCAGAUCGGAAACUCUUUCAGGAAUGAGAUCUCGCCUCGCUCUGGCCUCAUCCGAGUCAGAGAGUUUACCAUGGCCGAGAUUGAGCACUUUGUCGACCCAAAUGAAAAGGUUCACCCCAAGUUCUCCAACGUGGCAGACCUGAAUAUCUUGCUGUACUCGUCCAAGGCACAGACCAGUGGGCAGUCUGCCUCUGUGAUGAAUCUGGGGGAAGCCGUGAAGCAGGGAGUGAUCAACAACUCCGUCCUGGGCUACUUCAUCGGGAGGAUCUACCUCUACCUGACCAAAGUGGGCGUGGCCAGUGAUAAGCUACGCUUCCGUCAGCACAUGGACAACGAGAUGGCCCACUACGCCUGUGACUGCUGGGAUGCCGAGACCAAAACCUCUUACGGCUGGAUUGAGAUUGUGGGCUGUGCUGACCGCUCUUGCUUUGACCUGACAUGUCACGCAAAAGCGACUAAGGUCUCCCUGGCAGCUGAGAAACCACUGAAGGAACCCAAAGUUGUAAAUGUCGUCCAGUUUGAGCCAAAUAAGGCAGCCAUUGGCAAAGCCUACAAGAAGGAAGCCAAGUUGGCCAUGGAGUACCUGGCCGCCUGCGAUGAGUGCUACAUCACAGACCAGGAAAAGCUGCUCAGUGAGAAUGGUGAGUUUACCGUCGAGACGGAGGGAAAGACUUUCAAAAUCACCAAGGACAUGGUUGCCAUCAAGAGGUUCCAGAAGACCCUGCAUGUGGAAGAGGUCGUUCCCAAUGUCAUUGAGCCGUCCUUUGGCAUCGGCCGAAUCAUGUACUCCAUCUUCGAGCACACAUUCCACACCAGAGGUGGCGACGAACAAAGAACAUAUUUCAGUUUUCCUGCCACUGUGGCUCCCUACAAAUGCUCCGUCCUUCCACUCAGCCAAAAUCAGGAAUUCGUGCCGUUUGUCCGGGAAUUAUCUGAAGCCUUGACCAAAAACGGCGUGUCCUACAAGGUGGACGACUCCGCAGGGUCGAUCGGUAGGCGCUACGCCAGGACGGACGAAAUCGGCGUGGCCUUCGGCAUCACCAUCGACUUCGAUACGGUUAACAAGACGCCCCACACCGCCACGCUGAGAGACAGGGACUCAAUGAGGCAGAUCAGAGCAGAGGUGAGCGAGCUGCCCAACAUCAUCCGUGACCUCGCCAAUGGGGCGACCACAUGGGUGGAGAUAGAGAGAAAGUACCCCAUUUUCGAGGGUCAGGAGACGAGCAAGAAGGACACGACGGAGGAGUAGAGUGCCCCCGCCCUUUCUCAUCUGCCGCCCCUCCAAACCCCCACCCCAUCACUCCCCCUAUGGACAGUUUUACACUUGCCUCAAUAGGAACAAUUUUACUGCAACUGUAAUGUACAAAAAAAAACGAUCAAGAAUGCACCAUUUGUUCUACACGAAUUGCAACCACUUGAAAAAUCAAUCACAAAAUGAAACAACAUGUAAGCUUGUUAUUCUCAGUCUGUAACUGAAGCAGACAUUUAUAUCUGUAGUCCCUCUCCCUGUUGCACAUAUGCAAAGGUUUGACAUUUAACUGGGGGGGGAAAAAGGGAGAAAGCGACUAAUUUGGUUGCCAUGGUGUGAGGAAAAAGUGGUUUUCGCCAUUCCAACUUCUGGGCAGAUAAAAUUAUGUUAUGGAAAGCAUCUUCGGUUCAAUAAAUGGAGCCAGCACUUUC
Messenger RNA from Clupea harengus (Atlantic herring), 2712 nucleotides. RefSeq names its product glycyl-tRNA synthetase 1 (gene gars1). NCBI's taxonomy places the organism in Eukaryota, Metazoa, Chordata, Actinopteri, Clupeiformes, Clupeidae. The record is from RefSeq and is a predicted model, not a curated record. Gene Ontology annotation, molecular function: ATP binding; glycine-tRNA ligase activity. Gene Ontology annotation, cellular component: mitochondrion; cytoplasm. The transcript has 17 exons. Gene Ontology annotation, biological process: mitochondrial glycyl-tRNA aminoacylation. The coding region runs from base 41 to 2281 and encodes 746 amino acids.